AUUCACUAUCAUUUUAUUUUAAGUAGAUUUACUCACAAACAAAGAGGCAGAGGUACACGCAUCAAAAUGUUUGUCUUUAUUCAUCCGUUUAUUUAAACUUGAAUGAAUGAAAUUUGCGAGUGAAUAAUAUAUUUUUUCUUAUCAAUUCAUCCAAAUCCAAAUCGAGGAUCCAUCUCUCUGAAUUCCAAAUUUUUGUUGAAAAAAAGAAAAUGUCAACCGAAUCAGAAUCAGCGACGGUGCUUGCUCGUGGCCGUUUGGCUAUGCUCACCGCUCACUUAAUUCCCUCUGGCAACACGGAACACGUUGAUCACGUGCUGCACCCUCACCGUCUCUCUGCUCAGUUGCCGCCGGCGAACCUCAACGGCACCUUGACCGUCGUCGAUGAGAGGACCGGCAAGAAGUACCAAAUUCAGGUCUCCAAAGAAGGCACUGUCAAAGCUACCGAUCUCAAAAAGAUAUCGACUGGGAAGAGUGACAAGGGACUCAAGCUUUAUGAUCCUGGCUAUUUAAACACGGCUCCUGUUCGAUCAACAAUUAGUUAUAUUGAUGGUGAUGAGGGGAUUCUUAGAUAUAGAGGCUACCCAAUUGAGGAGUUGGCAGAGAAAAGCACUUUUAUGGAAGUGUCCUAUCUUAUAUUGUAUGGAAGUUUGCCUUCUGAAAGUCAGUUAACAGAAUGGAAGUUUGCUGUAUCUCAGCAUUCGGCUGUUCCACAAGGAGUUUUGGAUAUCAUACAAUCAAUGCCACAUGAUGCACACCCAAUGGGUGUGCUGGUCAAUGCCUUAAGUGCUCUUUCUGUUUUUCAUCCUGAUGCAAAUCCUGCUCUUAGAGGUCUUGGUAUUUACGACUCAAAGGAAGUGAGAGACAAACAAAUAACACGGGUUAUUGGAAAGAUAACAACAAUUGCAGCUGCAGUUUAUCUUAGAAUGGCAGGAAGGCCACCUGUGCUUCCAUCCAACCACCUUUCUUACACAGAGAACUUCCUAUAUAUGUUGGAUUCUUUAGGCAAUCGGUUGUAUAAACCCAAUCCUCACCUAACCCGUGCGCUAGACAUAAUCUUCAUCCUUCAUGCAGAACAUGAAAUGAAUUGCUCUACAUCUGCUGUUCGACAUCUUGCAUCAAGUGGUGUUGACGUAUACACUGCAAUUGCUGGGGCUGUCGGAGCUCUAUAUGGACCUCUUCACGGUGGUGCAAAUGAGGCUGUCCUCAAAAUGCUGAGUGAAAUUGGAACUGUUGAGAACAUUCCAGAUUUCAUUGAAGGUGUCAAAGCCAGGAAAAGAAAACUCUCUGGUUUUGGACACCGAGUUUACAAAAACUACGAUCCCAGAGCAAAGGUCUUGAGAAAACUAGCAGAGGAAGUGUUUUCCAUUGUUGGCCGGGAUCCUCUUAUUGAGGUUGCAGUUGCCUUGGAGAAGGUUGCACUGUCUGAUGAAUAUUUCAUCAAGAGGAAGCUAUAUCCAAAUGUUGACUUCUACUCUGGAUUAAUUUAUAGAGCCAUGGGGUUUCCACCUGAGUAUUUCACAGUUUUAUUUGCUAUCCCUCGAAUGGCCGGGUACUUGGCACAUUGGAGAGAGUCCUUGGAUGAUCCCGAUACGAAGAUUAUGAGACCACAACAGGUUUAUGUUGGAGAAUGGCUGCGGCAUUACACACCAAUCAAUGAAAGGACUGUCUCAAGCGAUGCUGACAAGCUCGGUCAGCUGGCCAUAUCAAAUGCCUCAAAGCGCCGGCUUGCUGGAACUGGGAUAUAGCUCAAUUUGGAUUUAAAAGGAUUAUGCAAUGGGAGGGAGCAUGUCUCUGAAUAAAUAAUGCAACUGGGGUCCUAUCCAUCACCUGCUGAAAGAACGAGAUGCUGGUGGAAUUUGUUGUUCCAUUCAAGUCACGUGCCAGUACUUAUACUUUUGAAUUUUUUGUUAAAAUUAUUAAGGGAUAAACAACGGACAAGCAUAGUUUCGAUAACUCAUUGGUAGUAAUAUGUAUGAUCGUAUUAGCCAAUGAAUUUCGGUUGCUCGUUUGUGUUAAAAGCAGUAGGCUGAGUUUUGGGUAUACCAGUACGAAUUCUGUCAUCCCCCAAAUCAAUAAAAAAAGGAUGCAUGAGAUAAAUGAAAUCCGUUGACAUAUUUCUUUUAUUAAGCCUUUUUCUUCCAACGAAGCCGAAUGUGCAAGUGUAACACGAAUAAUAUAUUUUUAAACCUUUUAUUCUGAACAUUU
This is a messenger RNA of Abrus precatorius (Indian licorice), 2205 nucleotides long. RefSeq names its product citrate synthase, glyoxysomal-like. The record is from RefSeq and is a predicted model, not a curated record. Bases 210 to 1745 code for a protein of 511 amino acids. The transcript has 14 exons. Gene Ontology annotation, biological process: carbohydrate metabolic process; tricarboxylic acid cycle. Lineage: Eukaryota; Viridiplantae; Streptophyta; Magnoliopsida; Fabales; Fabaceae. Gene Ontology annotation, cellular component: mitochondrial matrix.